AACCCGCCGAUGUACCUGCGUUCAUGAAGCCGGCGUCACGCGGUUCCCCCGUCCGCCACCAGAGGGCGCCACCUCACCCUCAACGAAGAGAUAUUAGUUCCGUUAGAGCAUCACUGAUCGGUAAUCGAUAAUAAAUGCUGAGGGUGGGACAAACAACCGUGAUUCCGUUUCUCAGCUAAACCAUCGUGUGGGUGAGAUGUUUCCUGAGCUCUGGCUCGUUGUUUCCGGCACUAACUCAGAGUCGCAUCGUGUUUUCUGAUGCUGCUCGGGUUUCAUUGAUUUGCGUCAGUUUGAGGAAACUCGGCAGGAACCGGGCCCGGGUUGCCCGGAUUGUCGGGUUUUCCACGGUGACUGCGAGACUCAGUUAAAGUGGUGCGGGUUUCUCGAAACUCCCCAGCAAACGCUGGCUUUUCACCAAACCUGCUUCCUGAAACGGACUCCAGCAGUUUGGUUGUUUCCAAACGUUUGUGUCUCUAAACCAGGCAGAAAGUUUGUGUGACCUGAUGUAGAUGUGAAUUCAGCAGCAUGAGUCGGUGUGAGGACAGAGAGGACGGAGUCCCUGCCUCUAAAACCAGUCUGUGUGGGGAACAUGAGAGCCAGACCAGGGCUCAGAGCCCAGAGCAGCAGCAGAGGCCAGACUCUGCUGCUCCUGGACCCGGACCUGAACCCAGCUGUGUGUCCAUGAAGAGCGACCCGUCAAUGAAACAUCUUCUUACGUUCAGACAAUCUGCCGAUGGAAGCUUCCAGCAGCAGAGACCAGACUCUCCUGAACCCAGCUGUCUGUCUUUCAAGAGUGACCGGUCGAUUGACUUUGACAUCAACUUUAAAGGACGAUGUCCAUCAGCUGAUCAGAUAGUCGACAAGGAGAGCUCAGAGGUUCCCAGUGGUCAGUCUGCCCCGCAGCAUCAGACACACCUGGACUCCAUAUUUAUGCUGCUGGAGGAGAACAUUGUCGAUUUUGUGAAGAACGAGCUGAAGAAGAUCCAGAAGGUUCUGGGUCCAGAUUACCCAGAAUGCUUAGAGAGUCAGAGGGAGGAUGAGGAGGUGUUGGAAGGUGAGGAUAAGGAGCUGAGGAGGAGCAGCAGAGAGGCAUUUCUGAAGAUCACACUGAACUUCCUGAGGGGACUGAAGCAGGAGGAGCUGGCUGACUCUCUGCAGAGCAAAACUACAGUUCCUCGACGUAAACUCAAAUCUAAGCUGAAGGAGAAGUUCCAGUGUGUGUUUGAGGGGGUCUCUAAAGCUGGAAACCCAAGUCUUCUGAAGUUAACACAGAAGUUCACUCUGGACUGGGCUGAAGACAAAGCCAACCAGGACAUACAGUUCACGUUUCCGUUCACCUUCAGGGAGCAGAAUGUGUUGAAAGAGAAAAAGUUCAGCUUGGUGGAACUGGUUCAUUAUUUCUUCACUGAAACCAAAGAGGUAGAAAACCACCGGUUUGACGCGUCCCAGGUUGCGUUCAUCUUUGACGGUCUGGACGAGUGUCGACUUCCUCUGGACUUCCACAACGCCGAGAUCCUGACUGAUGUCACAGAGCCCACCUCAGUGGACGUGCUGCUGACAAACCUCAUCAGGGGGAAUCUGCUUCCCUCCGCUCGCCUCUGGAUAACCACGCGACCUGCAGCGGCCAAUCAGAUCCCUCCCGAGUGUGUCGACAUGGUGACAGAGGUCAGAGGGUUCACUGACCCACAGAAGGUGGAGUACUUCAGGAAGAGAUUCAGAGAUGAGGAGCAGGCCAGCAGGAUCAUCUCCCACGUCAAGACAUCCCGAAGCCUCCGCAUCAUGUGCCACAUCCCGGUCUUCUGCUGGAUCACCGCUACAGUUCUGGAGGAUGUGUUGAAAACCAGGGAGGGAGGAGGGCUGCCCAAGACCCUGACUGAGAUGUACAUCCACUUCCUGGUGGUUCAGUCCAAACUGAAGAAGGUCAAGUAUGAUGGAGGAGCGGAGACAGAUCCACACUGGAGUCCAGAGAGCAGGGAGAUGAUUGAGUCUCUGGGAAAACUGGCUUUUGAGCAGCUGCUGAAAGGAAACCUGAUCUUCUACGAACCAGACCUGACAGAGUGUGGCAUCGAUAUCAGAGCAGCCUCAGUUUACUCAGGAGUGUUCACACAGAUCUUCAUAGAGGAGAGAGGGCUGUACCAGGACAAGGUCUUCUGCUUCGUCCAUCUGAGUGUUCAGGAGUUUCUGGCUGCUCUUCAUGUCCAUCUGACCUUCAUCAACUCUGGAGUCAAUCUGCUGUCAGACAAGAAAUCGACCCCCCAGACGUCUGAAACGCUAACACACAAGUCCGAAUUCUUCUACCAGAGCGCUGUGGACGAGGCCCUACAGAGUCCAAAUGGACACCUGGACUUGUUCCUCCGCUUCUUCCUGGGUCUUUCGCAGCAGACCAAUCAGACUCUCCUACGAGGCCUGCUGCCACAGACAGGAAGUGGCUCACUGACCAAUCAGGAAACAGUCCGGUACAUCAAGAAGAUCAAAGAGACUCCUUCUGCAGAGAAAAGCAUCAAUCUGUUCCACUGUCUGAAUGAACUGAAGGAUGGUUCCCUAGUGGAUCAGAUCCAGCAGUCCCUGAGUUCAGGAAGUCUCUCCACAGAUGAACUCUCUCCUGCUCAAUGGUCAGCUCUGGGCUUCAUCUUACUGUCGUCAGAAAAAGAUCUGGACGUGUUUGACCUGAAGAAAUACUCUGCUUCCGAGGAGGCUCUUCUGAGGCUGCUGGCAGUGCUUAGAGUCUCUAACAAAGCUCUACUGAAUGGCUGUGGCCUCCCAGAGGGAAGCUGCGGAGCUCUGUCCUCAGUCCUCAGCUCCCUCCUGAGCAACAACGACCUGCGGGACUCAGGAGUGAAGCUGCUGUGUGCUGGACUGGAGAGUCCGCACUGUACCCUGGAGACUCUCAGUCUGUCAGGGUGUCUGGUCACAGAGGACGGCUGUGCUUCUCUGGCCUCAGCUCUGAGCUCCAACCCCUCCCAUCUGAGAGAGCUGGACCUGAGCUACAAUCGUCCAGGAGGCUCGGGACUGAAGCUGCUGUCUGCCGGACUGGAGGAUCCACGCUGGAGACUGGACACCCUCAGGGUGGAGCCUGGUGGAGUGCGAUGGUUGACACCAGGUCUGAGGAAAGUGUAAGUGUAUUUGUGUGAACUCGCACUCGACACAGACACAGUAAACGGAUUCCUCAAACUGUCCGACAACAACAGGACGGUGACACAUGUGGAGGAGGAUCAGUCGUAUCCUGACCAUCCAGAGAGAUUUGACUUCUGGACUCAGCUGCUGUGUAGAACUGGUCUGACUGGUCGCUGUUACUGGGAGGUGGAGUGGAGAGGAAGGCUCGAUAUAUCAGUCAGUUACAGAGGAAUCAGUAGGAAAGGAGACAGCGAUGACUAUUGGUUUGGAAGGAACGAUCAGUCCUGGAGUCUGAGAUGCUCCGAUGAUCCCGGUUACUCUGUCUAUCACAAGAACAUAAGAACAUCUGUCUCCUCCUCGUCUUCGGUCUCUCACAGAGUAGCCGUGUAUGUGGACUGUCCUGCCGGCACUCUGUCCUUCUACGAAGUCUCCUCUGACACAUUGAUCCACCUCCGCACCUUCAACACCACAUUCACCGAACCUCUUUAUCCUGGAUUUGGGUUCUGGUUCCGCUCUGGUUCCUCAGUGUCUCUGUGUCCAGUGUAGCAGAGAGAUUCUCCUCCUGUUAGAGAAACGUUCUCGCUGUUGACAGAUAGUUCGGUCUGUACAUGUCUGUCUCUUUCACUCGUUUUGAGAUGAAUGGAUUCUAUCACUUUCUUUUUUAAGCUCUUCUAAAUGAUUCCUCGUAAACGUCUUCCUCUUCCAGUCCUUUAAAGAUGGAAGCUUCGAUCAUUACAGGAUAAAAAUGUUGUUGACUUUUACGUUUUUAAGAUUCUGAUCGUGACUCUUCUUGUCUUUUCGCAAUAAAAGCGUUAGUGUUGUUUUUUAAUCUUAGCACUACUGAGCGGAUUCAGUUCAACCUAAAAUGCCUUAACAGUUUGUUUGGAAAGUCUGAGAAAAGACACAGACAGUCAAUGAAAAUGGUCCUGAGGCUCUCAGUUUUGAAGGUUUAUGUCCAGAGGAAAGACUGAAAAGUUCUAAGAAACCAGGUUUACAGUGUCUUUGUCCAAGACGCUGGAGGUGGUCCAUGACGCUCUACAAGUUUUGAGGUUCUGGUUUGAUCCUCAGGUGCCUCAUUAAAGUUUGAAGUUCACCGCCCAAAGUGAAGACUCAAAACUUCUAAGGGAAACUUGUAAAACUGCCUUUCAGUGGUUCAAGGAGUUAGAAAGCUCCUGACAACCUUGAAGAGUUUGAGCCUCGACUCUUUUAAAAGUCACCACCAAAAAAUAAACACUUAGAAAAGACGGGGUUACGGGAUUCAAAACCAUCAGCAGCUGAAAUUUAACUACAAGAAGAAGGUAUGAUGAGGUUUUGUUUUGUUUUUUUAAUGUUGGAACUGUCAUUUGUUGAGUGUAAACCUGGUUUUCUCCGUUUUUCAUGUGUUACAGUGAAUCCCCAGGCUGCUGAUAAUACUUUUUUACCGCUGAUGGUUGUUACCUUGGUUGUCAUUUUCAGUGGACCUCCUGGCUGACGACAUAUUUACACGGAAAUAAAACAAAAAAUCGCCAUUCACCGUCCAAUCGCAGCAUGGUUCAUGUUCACUUUUUGUAAAAGCAGAAGCAGAGAUCAAGUGAGACAAAGCAGACGACAGGAAACGAUUCGGUUUGGCUGCAGGGAAAGAUUUCACACUAGACACAGAUGAAAAUGUCCUGCUGGGACACAGCUGCUGUUCAGACACAACAGACUGACACCACAUGAUUAUUAAUACAACACAUGCUAACCUGCAGUUUCACUCACCUGACUAUAAAUGGAAGAAUCUCUGUCUGUCCUUUGAUUUUCUCCUCAACCGCUCAUCCUAUCAACUUCAAACUUCUCGAGUGCGUUGUCGAGGAACAAAGGAAGCCCAGUGUCGACGGCGAAGGUCUUUGGACGAGCGGCUCUCAGCAAACAUAAACGAGAAACAUUAAACGACAGCGGGUCAGAGCUGGGGCGACGCAUCCACGUAGCUGACCUCAUCCAUCAGACGACGACGCGUCUCAAAGAUGGCCGCUCCCGGUCAAAGCCUGGAUUCCCCGGGAAACGAGCUGCAGCUCCAAAACCUGGAUCGUCCAAAGCGUGGGACUGUGUCAGACAGAGACCAGAACGACCGCUACACACGGUCACUUGAAACGAAAGCGCUUUGUUUAAGACGCAGCAGGGCAGUUUACUUUUUAUCCCCCCGAGCACAAAACAUUCGGAUUAUCACAGGAGGAACAAGUCAUUUAUGCUCCGCUGUUGUUAUGGUAACGUAACGUUACACCAUGCGUCAUCCAACGCUGUCUAUUUUCUGUUUCCUUUAACGGCCACGUAUGAGUGAGAAAAUGGCUUCAAAUGACGUUAAACUGGUUCAAAUAUUUUCCUCCCUGAUGCAAAAAUAUAUUUUCCAUUGAUUUUCUGAAGCAAAUCCACGUCAGACCCAUUUUAAGUUUUAAGUUCUUCAGUAAAAACACUGAUUCUCCAGUUCAGGGAAAGUGAUUAAAUUCAUCUACACUCACUCGCCAGUUGAAUGGGUACACCUAGAUUAGACUGUUUCUAGUAUUUAAAUGGGACGGGCAAAAUAUUAGGAACACCUCUCAGUAUAACCCAGUACAAUUCAACAGCAGCACAAAUUACAGCCUCCGAAAUGACCAUUAGAAUAAACCAACACCUCUUAAACACAUCAAUCACAACUAUUGAGAUGACAGGCGCGUUUUGAAUGAGCGCUGCACUCGUGUAUUUACAGACCCUACACAUCAACAGAGCUAACUGCUAACACACUAGCCUUAGUCUGUCUGACAGGAUGAGCGGUGUCCUGACGUCUCCGCUUACUGUGGGUCAGUGUUUGCAUAUUGUUGUAAAAAUCCAAUUUUCCUGCCACUUAUCUGGGUCCAGACGUGGACGAAAGUAAAAGGCCCCCCGCCCCUCCUGUAUGGGGCCCCCAGACUGAAGGAGACACGAAAGGUUUAUGGUGCUUUCCAGUCUCUUUGUGGUGGAUUUGUGUCUCUGUGGUUUUCUAACUGAGCUUUGUGACUUUCAAACCAGAAAUAUCAACAGUCACUUCAUACAGAGGCUCUGGACCAGGAGCAUCCUGACCCCCCGGGCCCCCAGUAAUCCAAACAUGGGUCCAGGUAACAUUAAUUGUUUGAUAUUACUAUGAGCUGGCAUCAUAUGGAGCCGGGAGGUUCUGGUCUCCGCUGCUUUAAAAGUCUUUAAAAAGUCUCCAAGUUGUCGAACGCUGCACAAACUGUUCUGUUAAAUAUUCCGGGCCGACGAGAACUUCGCUCAUCCACCAGAUUCAUUUUCAGUUUUCAGUUUCCUUCAGAUGCCAGAAGCUUAUUCCAGGUCGCUUUACGAUUCUCAUUUCACACACUUUUCAUUUCUGACGGAAGCUGUGAAAAACAAAUCCAAGUCGAGCGAAGGUCAGAGCUGAUCUCAGAUCAGCCUGCGGAGGUUUUCACACUUCCUGCUGAGAGUGACGAGUGACGCCUCAGCUGGCUGACGAACACCACAUCUGUAUUUAGAUCCACAGCUGAUGAUGAUGGCGAUGAUGUUGAUGAUGAUGAUGAUGAAGCCCGAAGGACGCUGCAGGCCCUCUGACCCUCGCACUCAAUGUUGCCAUGGCUUUUAUUCUGAAAAUCCACACUAACACUUGCUGUGUUGUCGGUCAGAGAGCGGGCAGACGGGUCCCCAGGUGGCGGCGGUGUCAGCGGCCCCCGAUCAGGCCAUCGGGUUCCAGAACAGACUAGGGAGGCCAAGGAGGAACAUCUGGGACCGCAGCAGGCCAGAUGUUCAGCAGGUCGGGUUCAAGAGAAGAAUCGCAGGAUCCGAGGCCUCUGGGUCUGGAUUCUUUCUAGAACCAGGGCCAGGGAUCAUCCAGUGUGAACGAUUGUUACAUCUGGUCUCCACAGAUGAUGUUUAAUAAUGUUUAUGUUGGUGUUUUGGUUUUUUCUUUUAUUGCACUUCAAAAUAAAAGUUUCUCACCGUCGUAACUCUAAAGCUUUAACUUUAAAAUAAAAUCGUACACACAACAUGUGGAUUUUAUUUCACCUCCAUGAGCCUUUAAAGGAACGUUACAAUUAGUGUGCAGCGUUCAUGAACUAAAGGAGUGUCCUGUCAAACUUGCAACUAUUGAUUAUCGAUCGAUAGAUCAAUGUAAUUUCCAGCAGUCCUGGGCGACGUCUUCAGGUGUUUUGUUUUGACCAACAGCCCAAAACCCAGUGAGAUUCUGUGUAUUAUCAUGUAAAAUCUUAACCUCUGAGGGUUAGGGUUAGAAAUAGCAAGUGUUUGACCCUUCUGCUUCAAAAAUGAUUAUUCGAUGAUUAAAAUACAGAUUAAUGUUAUGUUGACUGACUAAUUGUUGCAGCUCUACACAGGUAACAAACAGAAGCACGAGCUGCGACG
Molecule: messenger RNA, 7473 nt
Organism: Xiphias gladius (swordfish)
Lineage: Eukaryota; Metazoa; Chordata; Actinopteri; Istiophoriformes; Xiphiidae
Product: NACHT, LRR and PYD domains-containing protein 7-like
Molecular function (GO): protein binding
Source: RefSeq, a predicted model, not a curated record